AACAUCAUCAUCUCUUCUUCAUAGAUGCGCGGGUUUUGAUCAUCUCUGAGACAGAACUCGCUGCUAGGGUUUCACAAAAAGCUCAGCUUUCGAGAAUGGACGGAGAAGAGCUGACGGAGCAGGAAACUGCUCUAUACGACCGCCAAAUUAGGGUUUGGGGAGCUGGUGCUCAAAGGAGAUUGAGUAAAUCUCAUGUAUUGGUAUCUGGAAUAAAGGGGACUGUUGCUGAGUUUUGUAAGAACAUUGUGUUGGCAGGAGUUGGUAGUGUUACUCUGUUGGAUGAUCGGUUGGUUACAGAGGAAGCCUUCAACGCAAACUUCUUGAUUCUUCCUGAUGAGAAUGCUUAUGCGGGCAAAACCGUAGCUGAGAUUUGUUGUGAUUCACUUAAGGAAUUUAAUCCUAUGGUCCAUGUUUCAAUUGAAAAAGGUGAUUUGUCAACACUUGGUGUUGAUUUUUUCGAGAAGUUUGAUGUUGUGGUUAUUGGCUACAGUUCCCGAGCUACUAAGAAAGCUGUAAAUGAGAAAUGUAGGAAGCUAACCAAACGUGUGGCGUUCUACACAGUUGAUUGUAGAGGUUCAUGUGGUGAAAUAUUUGUUGACCUGCAGAAUUAUAAGUACACAAAGAAAAAACUUGAUGAAACUGUGGAAUGUGAACUAACGUUUCCGAGUUUUGAGGAAGCAGUUUCAGUACCAUGGAAACCGAUUCCAAGGAGAACAGCGAAGCUCUACUUUGCAAUGAGAGUGAUAGAACUAUUUGAGGAAACUGAAGGGCGUAAACCUGGAGAAUGUUCGCUGUCUGAUCUCCCAAGAGUCUUAAAACUCAAAAACGAACUCUGUGAUGGAAAUUCGGUUAGCGAGAAUCAUAUUCCAGAUAGCCUCUUGGAGAGACUUGUAUCUGGUAACACAGAAUUCCCACCAGCUUGUGCCAUCAUUGGAGGGAUUCUAGGACAGGAGGUGAUAAAAGUUAUAUCAGGCAAAGGAGAGCCGUUGAAAAACUUCUUCUACUUUGAUGCAGAGGAUGGGAAAGGUGUAAUCGAGGACAUAGCCCAUUAAGCCUCGCCUCAACUUCUAAUCCUUAAAAGUGCCGUGAAAUGCUGCUCUUAGUAAGUUAGUUCCUUGUUGAAGAUUGUAUUAGAGUGCUUAGAACUUGGCUCCUUGUCUUUUGUAUCUACUAACUUGGUUCGGUUUAAAAGACAAUGUGAAAUCCACUAGCUACUUUAUAAUCCAAUCUAUGUGAAUGUAUUGGUUCUAAA
Molecule: messenger RNA, 1252 nt
Organism: Camelina sativa (false flax)
Lineage: Eukaryota; Viridiplantae; Streptophyta; Magnoliopsida; Brassicales; Brassicaceae
Product: SUMO-activating enzyme subunit 1B-1
Biological process (GO): protein sumoylation
Cellular component (GO): SUMO activating enzyme complex; cytoplasm
Molecular function (GO): SUMO activating enzyme activity
Source: RefSeq, a predicted model, not a curated record